CGCGGGGCGAGAGAAGCCCAAAGAGGAGGCGCCGAGCGAAGGCAAGGCAGUGCAGCGGGUGGCGCAGCGCUGGGAGCAAAGUGGCUGGAGCCAGGGUGGCGAGCGAGAUGAGCGAUCCGGAGAAAGGCAGCCGCGGGCAGCGGGAGCCGCUCAAGAUCGAUGGCAAUUCCAGCAGCCUUGGGUUUUGUGGCUGGAUCCUGGUUAUAUUUUCAUUCGUACUCGUGGUUGCCACCGCUCCGAUUUCCAUUUGGUUGUGCAUAAAGAUUGUUAAGGAAUAUGAGCGCGCCAUCAUCUUUAGACUUGGUCGUAUCCUAAAAGGAGGUGCAAAGGGGCCAGGGCUGUUUUUUGUCUUGCCUUGUACGGACAACAUCAUCAAAGUGGACAUGAGGACCAUCUCAUUCGAUAUUCCGCCCCAGGAAAUCCUCACCAAAGACUCCGUGACGGUCAACGUGGAUGGAGUAGUCUACUACCGAGUGCAGAAUGCCACGCUCGCCGUAGCCAACAUCACCAAUGCGGACUCGGCGACUCGGCUGCUGGCCCAAACUACUCUCAGGAAUGUGCUGGGGACCAAGAACCUUUCUCAGAUCCUUUCCGAUCGGGAAGAGAUUGCUCACAGCAUGCAGGCCACUUUGGACGAUGCCACGGACGACUGGGGCAUAAAAGUGGAACGCGUGGAAAUCAAGGAUGUGAAGUUACCCGUCCAGCUUCAAAGGGCCAUGGCGGCUGAAGCCGAAGCCGCUCGAGAAGCCAGGGCAAAGGUCAUCGCUGCCGAGGGCGAAAUGAACGCUUCCCGGGCGCUCAAGGAAGCCUCGAUCGUCAUUACGGAGUCUCCCGCCGCCCUCCAGCUCCGCUACCUGCAGACUCUCACCACCAUCGCCGCCGAGAAGAAUUCGACCAUCGUCUUCCCCUUGCCCAUAGACAUGCUGCAAGGGAUUAUGGGAAUGAGACACUAGCGAAGGCGGCAGCCACACGGGUGGAAGAGAGAAGGGCUCUCGGGUGGGGAACUAGGUUUAAACGGCAAAGGUCAGCGAGGGCUAGGAGGGAAAUUGCAAACCAUGUAGAGUUCGUAAGUAUUUGGCAUCAGUUGGAUUCUCGGUGUUGUCCCUCUGAACAAAUAAGAGAAGUCCCAUUUUGCUUUUCCCUCCCACCCACCCCCUGUUCUAAAAAUUAUACAGAUUAACAGAGUUGGAAGGGACCUUGUAGGUCAUCUAAUCCAACCCCACCCCCCAGCAGGAGAUUCUAAUCUACAUCAUUUCUGACAGACGGCACUCCAGUCUCUUCUUGAAAGCUUCCAGGGAUGAAGCUCCCACAACUUCCGAAGGCAACUUCUGUUCCGUGGGUUGAUUGCUCUCAAUGUCAGAAAAUUUCUCCUUAUUGGAAUCUCUCCUUUUAAAGAGAGGUGUCUUUUAUAUACGUACAUCUAUCAUUUUUAACUUAAGCUUUUUCGAAAAGGAAGACAAAAUCUUCCUUUUUAUACAAACUAAUAAUCAAGGAAGUGAAAGAAGAAAAGAAUCAAAGGCAAAACUAAAGAAAAACAGAAAAGGAAGGGAGGGGAAAAAAAGUUACCAAGACGUAACUUCCAAUCUUCUUUUCAGCACUUAUUGCAAUUAUAAAUUCAGCUCUUUCAGUUAUUUACAAAAUAACUCUCUUCUUUCUGUAAGUCUGGCCCGUCUAAUCCUCAAAGCCAUAAAUUAAACGUUUAUUGUUUUUCCUCCUUCGUGCAAAAAAGUCUAUAUGGAAGGCAUUUAAGAGAGAUUGCCUCCCACCUCUUAAAUAUUUGGAGGACGAGUGAAAUAAUUGUUUAGAGUCUAGCUUUUUGAAUUAUUAUUUUUUUUAGAAACAAAAAUAUUUUCUUUGUUUCUCUCUUGGGAGACCGCUUUCCAUACGAGAAGUCAGCUGUUCCAUAGUGGACUCUGUUGUCAAGAGAUUGUAACAACGCACACAGAUCGUAGUUAUGGAGAUAAUGUGCUUGUUUAGCGACUCGUUAUGUUCAGGUUACACACAAAUGUCUGCUUGCCAUGUAACCCAAUAAUCUGGUUUUGCUAUGUACAUUUAAAAAAAAUAUAUAAAAACAGAGAGUUGCUUUUUAAACCGUCUUUAAAAAGAGGAACGUAUUUCAUUUCCUGGUUUUGAUUUUUUUUUUUCUCCCCUCCCACCGGAAAAAUAAAACCAUAAAGAAAAUAAAUCUCAUGGCCAGAAAUGAGGCUGGUGCCUUGGAAUCUUUAGCUGACCUUAAAUUUAUUAUUUCCUAAUAAGCUCAACAUUUAUUUUAAGAUGUCUGUGAUCAGCUGCCUGCAUGGUUAUGUGUCUACCUGAAAGGAAGCUUAGGGCCUCCCCCCGGUGACUGCCUCUAUUUUUCCACAUUCUUGGCAAGUUUAAAGACCAACGAAGACCCCCAUAGGCUUCCUUUCAAUGUUUUUUGUGCUCAAUCUCAGCUUUUUGCUAAUAUACUGUACCGCGCUGAUGUUUUAAGCCCCCUAAUCCCUGUAUAUUUGCAUUGUGUAUUUUGUAAAUUUGAUAUCUGGUUGAAAUUGUAAUCGUUGUAUUCAGCAUUGUGUGCGUUAAGUUUUAAGAACAGGGUAACAGGUUAGAGAAAUCAGAGGCCUGAUCAGAUGAGCACUUAAAAGGCUUUUCAAUUGUCUGAACCAAGGAGCCUGUGUUGAAAUAUUAUAUAUACCAUCCUUCAGAUUCUCCGAAAUUCAAGUGGGGAGCCGGCCACUUUAAUUUCAUGGUUAAUUUUAAUUCCGCUCGCAAUGAUAGAAUCCAAAUGGGAAGCACCCCCGCCCCAAGAAAAAAACACACACACCAAAGAAACUUUUAUUUAAGCCCAUUUACCAAAAGUGCUCUUAAUAUCGUGUGCAAAAGGAAAAAAAAAAAAGAUCAGUGAAAACAUGUCUGAAUUCUAAAGUGUCCUUGUUUAUCAGCUGAUGUUCCAAUAAAAAAAAAAUUUUUUUUCUUCUA
This is a messenger RNA of Ahaetulla prasina, 2961 nucleotides long. RefSeq names its product stomatin. The transcript has 7 exons. Gene Ontology annotation, cellular component: plasma membrane. NCBI's taxonomy places the organism in Eukaryota, Metazoa, Chordata, Lepidosauria, Squamata, Colubridae. The record is from RefSeq and is a predicted model, not a curated record. The coding region runs from base 108 to 953 and encodes 281 amino acids.